AAAAAAAAAAAAAAAAAACUUGUAUUUAAUUUGUUUAAACAAAAAAGCAUGUCCGACGAGUACGCGUGUGUGGCCAAGGGCAAGCUAAAGCUAAAGAGCGACACAGAACUGAAGAAGAAAAAGAAGAAGCACAAGGGCAAGGACAAGGAGAGGGAACGCGAGGCGCUGCAAAAGUCAUAUGUGGAGCAGCAGCUGCUGGAGACGCCGAGCAGCAGCAGCACAUCCUCAUCGGCAGCAGUGGGCAGUGGAUACGAACGGAAGCUAACCAAAGCGGAGCUGGCCAGCAAGAAGCAGCAGGAGAAGAUGCGCAACAAACGGAUAAUGGACAAGGCACAGACGACGCACAAGGAGCGGGUGGAGAAGUUCAACGAACAUUUGGACUCCCUCACCGAGCACUUUGACAUACCAAAAGUGUCCUGGACAAAAUAAAACGACACACAGAAUGCUUUUUGUGUUAUUGUAACUUAAUUGUAAGGUUUAUUAUUAUGUAUUAUUAUUAGGUUUACCAAUAGAAAGCGUUAAGUAAUUUCCUUUA
Molecule: messenger RNA, 535 nt
Organism: Drosophila guanche
Lineage: Eukaryota; Metazoa; Arthropoda; Insecta; Diptera; Drosophilidae
Product: protein FAM32A-like
Exons: 1
Coding region: 49-429 (126 amino acids)
Cellular component (GO): nucleolus
Source: RefSeq, a predicted model, not a curated record